Messenger RNA from Thlaspi arvense, 705 nucleotides. The record is from the annotation of a GenBank genome assembly. NCBI's taxonomy places the organism in Eukaryota, Viridiplantae, Streptophyta, Magnoliopsida, Brassicales, Brassicaceae.
AUGUACGAUUCUGUUUAUAGGAACUAUCGUGCAUCAGGUCUUGAAAUGCUCAGUCCAUUCUUGGCAAAACCCUUGUUUGAAAACUUCAAGGAGGACCAUGUACCGAAGACUAGGUCUUCAAGUGUUCAAAAUGGGUUGAGAGAGAACCCGCACGUUCUUGAAGUGGCUCCAUUGAACAGUAUGCCUUACAUCGGUCCAUUAACCGGUCAUGCAUCGAUGUCGGUUAACAAAGCGAAUGAGAAUGCAGAGAAAGUAGGAGGUCCAGCGAUGAUAUUCCUGCCUUCUGAAUCAACUCCAGAGUUUGAAAACCUUAUCAGUCAAACGAAAACCGGAGUUGCCCUCACGGGAAGUGCAGCCGUGGGGAAGAUUGGACCUACGAUUGGUUUGGUUGAUGUUGCUGAAUCCGAUGACGCUUACUACUUUCGUGUUUCACUGCCUGGUGUUUCAAGAGAUGAAAAGGAUUUCAGCUGCGAUAUAGAACCAGACGGUAAGAUUCUGAUAAAGGGAGCAACAACGACCGGGGAGAAGACAGUAUGCAAACACAAUCAGGUCUUCAAGAUGCUAACACAGAACUUAUGUCCUCCGGGCCACUUCACCAUCUCUUUCCAGCUUCCUGGUCCUGUGAGUAAUGACGACUUCAACGGUAAUUUUGGGGCAGACGGUGUUCUUGAGGGCGUAGUGAAGAAGCUGUACUACGAAGACUGA